Messenger RNA from Xenopus tropicalis (tropical clawed frog), 7289 nucleotides. RefSeq names its product mucin-3A-like. Lineage: Eukaryota; Metazoa; Chordata; Amphibia; Anura; Pipidae. The transcript is spliced from 3 exons. The coding region runs from base 65 to 6238 and encodes 2057 amino acids. The record is from RefSeq and is a predicted model, not a curated record.
AUACUUAUCCAACAAAACAAUCCAUUCUAGCACCAGAUCCAAAACUCAGCCAGCUUCCCGUAAUAUGAAAAAACAUACUGAUACUACAAUCCAACCUCCUUUAACCAAACAUUCUGUAUCAGUUAACAAUGAAGAAAAAUAUCUCUCUGCUGUAAUUACAACACAAAAGAGCUCCUUCAGCACUGGCAUUCAGUCAACUUCUAACAGCUACUUACCACUUUCUGCUUUCCAUAAAACCACUCAACCAUUUUUAUUCAAAACUAUGAUAUUACAAAGUACAGAAGAAAAUAUUCACACAAAGCCUACUAGCAGAGCAAAAAUAUCAUAUGUUACCAGGAAUGUUACGCAUUUGUCAAGAACUAGCAAUAGAAACACAGUCCCUCCUUAUCCUACUGUGACUAUAAUCCACCUGUUGUCAAACAUUACAGAGAGCUCUUCCAGCACUGGUUCCAGUUAUCAGUCAUCUUCCAACAGUUACUCUCCACUUUCUGCCAUUCAUAAAACUAAAAGUCAGUUGUCUGCAUUAAAAACUACAAUAUCUCAAAAAAAGCAUUCAGAGCCAGUGAGUAGAUCAGAAGUAUCUUACGUUACAAUAAAUGCCACUCGUAUAUUGUCAACUAGUAACAAAAACAUGAUCCCUUUUUACCCUACAAUGACCAUCAGACCCCUAUUAUCAAACAGUACUGAGAAGUCUUCCAGCACUGGUUCCAGCAGCAUGUCAUCUUCCAACAGCUACUCUCUACAUUCUGCUAUUCAAAAAACAGUAAGUAAGCCAUCUUCAUUAAAAACUACAAUAUACCAAAGUACUGAAGAAAAUAAGCAUUCAGAACUAACUAGCAGAGCAGAGAUAUCCUAUUUUACCAUGAAUACCACUGAUAUGUUAUCAGCUAGUAACACAGUCCCUUCUUACCCUACUGUAACCUUCAGUCACCUCUUAUCAAAUAAUACUAGGAGCUCUUUCAGCACUGGUUCAAGCAGUAAGCCAUCUUCGAACAGUUAUUCUCCACUUUCUGCUAUUCAUAAAAGCAUAAGUCUGUCAUCGUCAUUAAAAACUACAGUAUUUCAAAGAAGUGAAGAACAUAAGCUGUCAGGGCCAACCAGGAGAGCAGCAAUAUCUUACUUUACAAUGAAUGCCAGUAAUUUGUCAUCAGCUAUUAAUAGAAAUACGCCCACUUCUACUAAUUUGAUCAUCAACCACAUGUUAUCAUACAAUACAGAUAACUCUUCCAGUACUGGCUCCAGCACUCAGGCAGUUUCCAAUAGUUAUUCACCACUUUCUACCAAUUAUAAAACCAUAACCCAGCCAUCUUCAUUACAAAUGAUGAUAUUCCAAAGUACUGAAGAACAUAAGCAUUUAGAGCCAACCAGCAGGGCAGAAAUGUUUUAUUUUACUAGGGAUGCCAUUCAUAUGUCAUCAACAAGUAAAAUAAAUACAGUUCCUUCUUAUGCUACAGUAACUAUCAGUCACCUGUUAUCAAACAGUACUAAGACCUCUUCCAGCACUGGUUCCAGCAGUCAGCCAGUUUCCAACAGCUACUCUCCAUUUUCUGCUAUUCUUGAAACCAUAAGUCAGCCAUCUUCAGUUAAAACUAUGAUAUUCCAAAGUACUGAAGAAAAUAAGCCAUCAGAACCAACCAGUACAGAAAAUAUGUCUUACUUUACCAGAAGUGCAACUCAUAUGUCAUCAACCAAUUAUAUAACUAUAGUGCCUUCUAACCCUACUGUGACCAUCAGCCACCUGUUAUUAAACAGUACACAGAGUUCUUCCAGCACUGGUUCCAGCAUUCAGCCAGCAUCUAAUAGUUACACUCCACUUUCUGUUAUUCAUAAUUCCAAACGUCAACCAUCUUCAUUGCAAACUAUUCUUUUCCAAAGUACUCAAGAAACUAAGCAUAUAGAACAAAACAGCAGAGCAGAAAUGUCUUACUUUACCAGAAAUGCCACUCAUGUGUCAUCAACAAGUAAAAUAAAAACAGUGUCUUCUUAUCCUGCUAUGACCAUCAGCCACCUGUUAUUAAACAAUACUGAGAGCUCAUUCAGCACUGGUCCCAGCAGUCAGUCAGCUUCCAAAACGUACUCUCCACUUUCUGCAAUUUUUAAAACCAUAAGUCAGCCAUCUUCUAACUACAAAAAAACUACAAUAUUCCAAAGUACUGAAGAAGAUCAAACCAGUGAAACAGAAAUAUCUGACUUUACCAGGAAAGACAGUCAUAUGUCAUCAACUAUUAAUAGAAACUCAGUCCCUUUUUAUCCUACUGUGACCAUGAGCCACCUGUUAUCAGACAGUAAAGAGAGCUCUUCCAGCACUGGUUCCAGCACUCAGCCAGCUUCCAAUAGUUACUCUCCACUUCCUGUUAUUCUUUCAACCAUAAGUAAGCCAUCUAAUAAGCAUUCAGAGCAAACCAGUAAAACAGAUAUGUUUUACUUUAUCAAGACUUCCACUCACAUGUCAUCACAUACUAAUAGAAAUACGGUCCCUUCUUAUCCUACUUUGACCAACAGCAACCUGUUAUCAAACAGUACAGAGAGCUCUUCUAUCACUGGAUCUAGCACUCUGCCAGCUUCCAAAAAUUACUCUCCAGUUUCUGCUAUUCAUAACACCAUAAGUCAACCACCUUCAUUAAAAAUGACAAUAUUUCAAAGAACUAAAGAAUAUAAGCCUUCAGAGUCAACCAGCAGAGCAGAGAUUUCUUACAUUACAGGAAAUGCCACUGGUAUGCUAUUAACUAAUAACAUAAACAUGGUUACUUCUUAUCCUACUGUGACAAACAAUACAGGGACCUCUGUCAGCACUGGUUCCAUCAGUCAGUCAGCUUCCAACAAUUACCCUCCACUUUCUGUUACUAAUAAAUCCAUAAAUAAGCCAUCUUUAUUACAAACUAUGAUAUUACAAAGUACGGAAGAAAGUAAGCAUUCAGAGUCAACUAGAAGAGCAGAGAUUUUCGACUUUACCAUGAAAGACGAUACAUCAUCAACUAGUAAUCGAAACACAGUCCCCUCUACAGAAGCCACAAUUCUUUUGACUUCCAAUGAAAGUGUUAUAGACCCAAUAUCAACUGAAAGCACAGAAAAAUCCACCAAAAUUAGGAUAUCUCCUGGCACUGGUUCCAGUAACAGUGACCCUUCUGCUAUUGAAACUAUAAGUCAACACGCUUCAACCAAUGCUGUAAAACAUGUAAAUACAGAUGAAAAUAGCAAAUUAGUAACAACAGAAUACAAAAAGAUACUACAUUCUACUGUAUCUAUCAGCCAACCAAUAAACAAAAGUCCAGGGACAUCUCAUUCUAUUAUUAGCCACCAUAUAUCUACAAACACAAUGAUUCCUUCUAACAUAAAAUCCAGUAGUUAUACAACGUAUACAACUUUCACCAGUAACCAAGGACCUUCACUUACUACUGAGCCCAUAACUGAACCAAUUUCUACCAAAGGUAUUACAUACAAUAGUACUGAACAAAGCAGGCACUUGCCAUCAACAAAAAACACAAGAACAUCUCACUCUUCUGUAACUAUAAGCAAUCAUUUACUAUCAAAAACAUGGAUUUCUUCUAGCGUUGGGUCAAAUAUUAAGUCACCUUCCAUCAGUUAUAUGGAAACAUUUCCUUCUACCGAAACUUUAAGACAAACACUUUCAAUCACAAGUGCGAUACCACGCAGUAAAGAAGGAAAUAAAGAUUUGGCAUUAUUCAAUACCACAGUAAAAGCCUACCCCACAAAACCAAUCAGUGAUCUUUCAUCAUUUAAGACUUACACCGAAACACCUCCCUCUGAGGUGAAUAAGAAACACCAGUUAUCCACUAGCAUAAGUAGCCCUUCCAGCACUGAAACCAGUAAUCAAUCAGUUUCCACCAGUAACAUUGUACUUUCAAAUUCUACUAAGGCAACAAGUGAACCACCUACAACCAAAAGUGUGACAUCCCUAAUUAGAGAAGGAAACAGCUAUUCGGUACCUUCUAGUGCCUCAGAAACAAUACACCCUACAAUUUCAGUAAGUCAGGACUUUUUGACUAGUACAAGUUUCUUCUCUGCCAUUAUUAACUCAGCUUCCUCAAGUACUAUAGUGUCUUCUUAUAGAAAUAGUACAAUAAUCCAAACAUCUUCAACCAAAAAUAUGACAUCCCCAGGUAAAAAAGAAAACAGCCAUUUAGCAUCAACCGAUAACGAUAAAUCACCUACCUCUAAUAUAACUAACAGUAACCUCUUAUCCACUACCACAAGUUUUGUACCCACAAGUCAGUCAUCCACCACCAGUAUCAUAGCACUUUCAAAUACUAGUAAGGCAUCAGGCAAACUACCUUCAACGAAUAGUGUGUCACCUACCUAUGGAGCAGGAAAAUACAAUACAUUACUUUCCAACAGCACUGAAAGAACACACCCUGCAGUAUCAGCCACUGAACAGUCAACCAAAACAGACAUUUCUUCUGCCAAUGGGACCAUUAUUCACUCUCACUCAGUUUCAACCAGUAAAACAUUACCUUUUCAUGCAGUUGGGACCAUAAACCAAAGUGCUUCAACGAUAAGUGUGGCUUUUCUCAGUACAGAAGAAAGCAAACAUUCAAAAUCAUCCAGUAACACUGAAACACCUAUGUUAAAGGUGACUGAUGUCCACCUUUUACCCACUAGCAAAACUAUAUCUUCCAGCAGUGGAUCGACAAGUCAAUCAACUUUCAAAAGUAAUACACCACUUUUAAAUACUACCAAGACCACAAGCCAACUAUCUGGCACAGAAACAACAUACCCUAUUGUAUCAAUUCACCAUUUCUUAUCAGAAAUUACAGGAGCCUUUCCUACUUUAAGGACUACUGCUUACUAUGAUUUUACUAGUAGCACAAUAGAUUCUCAUUCAGUUGUGACUAUAAACCAUAUGUCUUCAACCAAAAGGGUCACAUCCCCAGGUGAAAAUGAAAGCAACCAUUCAACACCAACCUACAAUACAGAAACAGAUCCCACUAAAGUGACCAUCAGCAAUAUGUUGACCACUGGAAUGAAGAUGUCUUCAAUCAGUGGAUUAAAGAGCCAAUCAACAUCCACCAGUAACAAAACACUUUCAAAUAUUACUGAGGCCACAAGCCAACAGCCCUCAACCAAAAGUGUGACAACACCCAGUACAGAAAGAAUCAAUUAUUCAGAAAAAGGAAAAACAUACUCUACAAUAUCAACCAUCACAAAAUAUUCUUCUUCCACUGGAACCACUAUUCACUCAGCUUCUCCCAAUAACAUUUUACUUUCACAUGCAACUGAGGACACAAACCAAGCACCCUUAACAAAACAUAUAACAUCCCUUGGUAUAAAGGGAAAUGUCCAUUCAGCAACAACCAAUAAUAUUGAAGCAAAUUCAUCUCAGCUGACUAACAGAAAACUAUUUUCCACUGAUAAAACUAUCUCCUCCAACACUAGACCAAUAAGUCAAUCUGCUUCUACAAUAAGCAUGGAACUUUUGAAAACUAUUGAGGCAACCAACCAACUUCCCUUAACCACACGUGUAACAACCCCCAAUAAAACAGGAAACAACUAUUCAGAUCCAGCCAAUGGAGAAGAAAAAUCACACUCUACAGUGCCAAUCAGCAAUGUUUUAUCAAUCAGCACAAGAAACUAUUCUUCUUCAAGUACUACAGCUUACUCAGGUUCUACAAUUAAGAUUUUACCUUCUCAUGAAACUGGCAACGGAAACCAAAUAACCUUAACAAAAAGUGCAACAUCCUCUGGUAAAAAGGAAAACUUUAAUUCAGCAACAACUAAAAACAAUAAAACAACUCACUCUAAGGUGAUGCUUUCCACUAGUGUAGUUAUAUCUUCCAGCACUGGCCUCAGACGUCAAUCACCUUCUACCAUGAAUACUACUAAGCCAGCAAGUCAAUUGUCAUCAACCCCCAGUACAAAACAAAACAACCAUUCAGAACUGACCAAAAGAGCAGAAAAAACACAUCCUACAUCAUCAAUCAGCUAUUUUUCACCAGUAAGCACAAAGAACUCUUCCACUAAGCAGACCACUACUUAUCCUUCCUCCAGUAGCUCAAUGCCUUCUCAUGUGAUUUGGACCAUAAAUCAAACAUCUUCAACCAAAACAGUGACAUUCCCAGUCUUUUCCUCAAACAUUAGCCUUCCAUUCUGGGCUAUCAUCCUGAUUUGUUUAGCAGUCAUCCUUGUUGCAGUCUUAUUGUUAGCAGGAUGCUGUUUGGUUGUUGUUUUCACAAGAAGAAGACAUAGACGGCAUGAAAUUUAUCAUGUGACAGAAUUCUAACUUUUACAGACCCAUAAUAAGUUGUAUUCCUUUGACUGUCAGUUCAACAUCUGUUCCAUGAAAUAUUAAUAUGUUACAUCAGUAUUACUCUGUCAUUAGGUCUUCAGGUCUUGGUAAUAUUUUAUAUAUGUAUAUAUAUGCACCUUCAGCAUUUGAGGCUAAUUAUGAAAAUCUCCACCCCCAGUUCAAUGCAGUUAUUAUAUUUUAUUAGAAUUUUUAAAAAAAAUCAAAUGUCUCUGAUACAUUCAAGUUAUCUUCUUUUUACUCCAGUUUUAAAGAAAACAUUGUAUUUGAUUUAAAUCUAUUUUUAUUUCUAAUGGUAUUGAGGCUAAUAUAAAGACAAUAGUAAUUCAUAAGCUUAAAAAUCACAACCAGAUCUUUUAAGCAACAGAGGUGUACACUGCUAGCUAUCUAAUGGGCAUUUGCAAAUAGGGGCAAGGAAUUUUGCCCUCAAACAGGACCAGAGUUGGCACUGGUGUAACUCCCAGGACGCAGAAGCAAGUAAGGGGGGGGCAGUAGCAUAGGGAGCAAAAGGAUAUCAUCCACUAUGUGCCCCAAUCAGUACUGCUCAUUUUACUUUUAUUACUAUGGCAGUAUGGCAGUUCUGAUGUGAAAUUUCCGAGCAGGAAAUGGAGCAGGAGGGGCAGGACUUCACACUGCUUAUAUAUUGUCAGUGGAGCAACAGAGCUGCCAGUGCACCUAUUCUACUUUAGAUUUCAUUAAACCAGACCCCAGCCUAUGCAAAACAGGCUGAUAUGGCACAGCAAACACAGACAACAUUGCUACAGAAUAGGUUAAAAUAAUGAAACCAUAGCAAUUUGUGGGGUGCUCAGAGGCCAGUAGAAAUAGCAGUCCCCAAUUAGGUGCACAAUCAAGUUAAACUUAUUUUGGAAACUAAAUUAAGGUAGCUGUUACAGUGUUGGUAGUAGGCUCUAUUCUGUUGUGUCUUUUUUUCUUUUUAAAAAGGCAGAAAGUGUUCUGUAUUAAGCAUAGAGCUGGCACUGCAUGUCUGCUGCAAAGUGUUUUGGAAGCAAUAAACAUAAAGUUGGAA